AUGGUUGCCAUUGAUCGUGUUGGAUAUGUCUACCCUUCAGUUCAUCUUCAAGAAAUGCUUAGUCUUGCGCAAAAGCCAGCACCUUUAGCUACACCAACUCAACAAGGUAGCGUACCAUUUAAUGAUACUGUUGCUAGUGUGAUGAAUGGUGAUGCUAUGCAAAAAAUCACACCAGAACAAUUCGGCCUUGCUAACAAUCCAUCAUUGCAAUUCGCAACACCUGGCGGUGGUUUCAUUCAAGUUUUUGGCCCAUUGAAAACACCUGGUAACGAUAAAUUCUUUCAUGAUCCUAACCCAGUCGUCAUUCAAAAGAAAUCGAAACCAAUUACCUACGUACAAAAGAUCAAUUUAGCUUAUUAUAAACCACCUGCACCACCAGCGCCCGGUCCAGUUAUCAUCAAAGAAGUUCGUCCACCUCAAGCACCAGUUCCACCACCACUCUUUGUUCGUAUUCAACCACCACCACCACCCGAACAAGCACCAAUAGUCAUUCGUGAGGCUCCACCACCACGACCAAAACAAAUUCCAACAACUCAUUUAACUAAAGUCUUACCGGCCAUUCCAGUUCCACCACCAAAUGUUCAAGUGCGCAACGCUCCUGAUGCAGCCACACUUGAGAAAACUUUAAAUGGUCUAGGUCUUACAUCACUAUUACAAUAA
Molecule: messenger RNA, 660 nt
Organism: Adineta ricciae
Lineage: Eukaryota; Metazoa; Rotifera; Eurotatoria; Adinetida; Adinetidae
Source: the annotation of a GenBank genome assembly